This is a messenger RNA of Schistosoma rodhaini, 1183 nucleotides long. Lineage: Eukaryota; Metazoa; Platyhelminthes; Trematoda; Strigeidida; Schistosomatidae. The record is from the annotation of a GenBank genome assembly.
ACUCAGGAUUCGUUCAAAGGCAAACUUAUUUUCAAAUAUUCAACUCGUGUAGUUCAAUUGUUUUAAUUCAUGGCUUCAUUUGCGGUUCAUUAUUUCGUCAUUGGAUUGAUUUUAGCCAUUGUAGGCACAUUUUCUAUAAGCUACCUAAUUUCGACGUCAGACCAUCAUGCGUCUUUUAUCUUUCCAUACAUAAGUGAUACUGGUGCUCUACCGCCUGAAAGCUGCGUAUUUGGUCAACUGCUCAAUAUAUGUUCGUUUCUUUCUUUUGUAUGUAUUUAUUGUUGGUAUCUACAUGAGUGCAAUGUAAUAUACAUACUUCAAGGACCUAACUCUCACAUUGUUUUUGCACGUCUUACUUGCAUCAUUGGCUGUCUAAGCGCACUGGGAAUGUCGAUUGUAGCUAAUUUCCAGGAAGCAUCUUUAAUAGUUGUUCAUUUAAUCGGUGCAAUGAUGACUUUCGGAUUGGGAGUCGUAUUUUCAGCGUUAGUCACCUAUUCUACACGUAAACAUUUAGAAUACAAUUUCAAAAUAUAUGUAUUCCGUUUAAUCUUAACUAUUUGCGGUUUUCUCGCGAAUCUGGGAGUCUUCAUUUUUGGGCAUUUAUCUGGGGAAAUCCACGGUCCAUUCCCUAGAAAAUGGGAUCCAUCUGAAGCGGGUUUUAAAUAUCAUGUAAUGAGUAGCUUUUGCGAAUGGUUAAUGUCCUUCACAUUCUUACUGUUUUUCGCUUCUAUGAUAUUCGAAUUGAGAAACUAUGAGUUAGAAUCGGUUAAAAUAAGGCGCAUAGUUAUCGCGCCUGAAAACAAUGAACAAACACCUCUACUCGCUUAAGUCAUCACUUUCUGUUCUUGUGAUUAUAAUUCAGUGAAUAAGAACAAAAUACUUUGAUCCAUUUCAUUAGAACUACAAUUUUCUAUCAUACAGCGUAACAGUCAUGUUUUUUUACUUAAUACACUAUGUAAUCUAUUUCUUUAUGUUGAUUUUUCUACUUUUAUCGAAAGAACAAAUUUGAUUCACAAAAAUAUCAAGCCUUCUGUAUUUUUUGGGACGGGAAAGAAAAUGACACUUUGAAGAUUCUUCCAUUUUAGAGAUGAUUUAACUUAUAGAUCAAUUACAUAUUCUAGUAGUCAGCCUUGAAACUCAGUUUGUACAGGUCAGUGAUACUGUAGUGAACAAGAACACAAGU